This is a messenger RNA of Heterobilharzia americana, 1957 nucleotides long. The record is from the annotation of a GenBank genome assembly. NCBI's taxonomy places the organism in Eukaryota, Metazoa, Platyhelminthes, Trematoda, Strigeidida, Schistosomatidae.
GUGUAAUUUUUUAAUCAAAUUACAAACAUUUUAUCAGUACAAAAUAGUUCAUUAUGUACAACUGAAAAAUUUGAGUACAAGUGUAAAAUUUACAAUCAUCACUGUAUAGAAAGUAUCAAUAAUACAGUGCAUAGUUGAUAAAUAAUAUCAUUUUUAUUCAAUAAAUCAUUUACUUUGUAAAUUAUUAUUAUUAUUAUUGAAGUGUAUCAUAAUUUACUAAUUGAAACUGCACUCUUCUAUUGUCAGUUAUCAUGUUAUAUAUUAUCUUCCUUCCUUUUAUUUCUCAUUAUUCCCAAGUUACAUAUUUAAAAGUAAACAAUCAUAUAUUAUUUUAGAUAAAAUACAAUAACCACAUUACUGAUAACAUCAUUAUAAAAUAAUAUUUAUUCAGAAUAAAUGUUUACAAUCUCAUUGAUUUUAUACUUUUACCUAUUUGUUUAUCAAUUAACUAUCGUAUAUUGUUUUAUACCAGAACAAUGUGGUUACAAUUUAACUAAAGGUAUACCAAUCUGUUGUCCUGUUAGUGAGGAUACUAGUGAAGUAUGUGGUGGACCUAAACGUGGUGAAUGUGUUCGUAUAUGGACACCAAAAGAGAAAAUACCAAGUGUAUUUCUUAUUGAUGAUCGAAUUGAUUGGCCAACUCGUUAUUUUACAUAUUUUUGUCAAUGUAAACAUAAUUAUUUUGGUGUUGCUUGUGAUGAAUGCUGGUUUGGUUGGACUGGUAAACAUUGUAAUAAACGAACUAUUAAAAUUCGACGUGAUAUACGAACAUUUUCUGAUAGAGAAUUGCAUAUAUUUAAAACUGUAUAUGUACUUAGUCAAAAUUGGCCAUCUGGUUAUCUUUUAAUUGAUGAAACACAUAAUUGGUAUGUGGAUCCAUUAAGAAAGCCGAAAUUAAUGCCUGCAAGUGUAGCACAUUUCACUACUUACUUACAUCAAUAUGCUAGUCGGAGUACUUUAUAUAAAAAUGUAAAAGAUUGUGAAGACUUUGGUAUCUUAAACUUUAAUCAUGAUGGUGUUGUCUUUCCUGUAUGGCAUAGAUAUUUUAUCUUAUUCUGGGAAAGAUUAUAUGGUAAAAUUGCAUAUGCUGUUUUUGGUAUAACAAAUUAUGCUGCACCAUAUUGGGAUUGGCUUGGUAAAACGCAUUGUGAUGUCUGUAUAGAUAAAUAUAUUGGUUCACCAGGUGUACGUGAUGAAACUGGAUUGCAUAUAUCAAUGGGUUCACCAUUUUAUAAUCUAACUGAAUAUUGUUAUGAACAAUUUAAAGAUAAACUUUGUUCUGGAUGUUUAGAAAGUAAAGUUAGACACACAAUUACACGUGAAUUCGUUGCAACAGAGUUUCCAGAUAGAAGAGACUUAGAAUUCAUCUUAAACUUAAAAAAAUAUUUUACUCCUGGUGAUCGGGCUAUAAAUAAGUGUAUUUCAUUUCAUAUGGGUUUAGAAGGAUAUUGUGGUCGACCAGGAUCGAAUACAAAAUAUCGAUGGUUUCAUAAUAAAGUACAUGUCAUGAUUGAAGGCAGUAUGUGUUGUACAGCAACAUCAACGAAUGAUCCACUGUUUAUACUGCACCAUAAUUUUGUUGAUAAAGUAUUUGAGUGUUGGUUGAGAAAACAUAAUCCAAGUAUAGAUGAUUACCCUGAAAAACAUGUACGUCCUGGACAUUCACGAAAUUCAUUUUCACUUGGAAUAAUACCACUCGCAAGAAAUAUUGACUUUUUUAUCUUAUUAGAAGAAUUUGGAAUAUUUUUCGAUGAUAAUUGGUUUGGAAAGUAUGCUGAUGAUGGUCGUCCUCCAUACUAUUGUCCUUGAACAGAAAAAAAAACAGGAACAAAAUAACAGUCUCCUGCAUAAGGUAACAGCUAUUGAAAGAAACAGUACUGUGUUGUGAAAUAAAUAAACAUUAAAAAUAAUAUUAGUAAUAAUAAUAAAAAUUGUUGGGAAAACGUUUGUGAAAUUU